AUGGACGAGCCAAAAGUUGAGAUACGCGAAGUGAUCCGGGCAACUAUCGAGUCUGAUGACCCAGCCGUGACGAUUGCAAACAUCGAAAAAUAUUUCACCGACGACGCUCACCUGCAUUUCUCGAUUUUCAAACAACCUCACGGCAAUCGAGGCCGGCGAUACCUGCAAGGAAUCUAUAAACUCUUUCGACUGAUCACCACGAACAACAAGAUCGAGAUCCAUUCGGUGAUGUUUAGUGAGGAUGGUCUGCUUGGAGCGCUUGAAUGCACCCAGAGUGGACAGCUUCGAUUGGGGCGACUGACGCCGGCGAGCUUCCAGUUCCGCUGCAUCCAGCGCCUGGACUUGCGCAAGAACCGCAAGGGCAAGUUCCGCAUCCGGCGUCAACGAUACGACCUGUGGGCGGAGGCCGAUGGCUCGCGGUGGCCCUUGCCCCCCGGAGUCGGCUGGAUGAUCGAUCUCCUCUACUGCUUGAUGGGCUGGAUGAUGGGGCUCCUGGGACAGUUCCUUGCGUACCGGGGCUUGCUUAACCUCUAG
Messenger RNA from Puccinia triticina, 534 nucleotides. RefSeq lists its product as uncharacterized. The coding region runs from base 1 to 534 and encodes 177 amino acids. The transcript has 6 exons. The record is from RefSeq and is a predicted model, not a curated record. Lineage: Eukaryota; Fungi; Basidiomycota; Pucciniomycetes; Pucciniales; Pucciniaceae.